Molecule: messenger RNA, 1295 nt
Organism: Cuscuta epithymum
Lineage: Eukaryota; Viridiplantae; Streptophyta; Magnoliopsida; Solanales; Convolvulaceae
Source: the annotation of a GenBank genome assembly
GUUCACUGGAGAGCGAUCCCCCGGGACUUUGGGACUCCUGAAAGCUGUUGAGCGGAGUAAAGUAUGGAAAAUGAUCUAAUUUCCGCAGUCCGAGUGUCCGACUUCAAUUGUUUCAUUUUAACGAGCAGAUAGAGAGAGAGAAAGAAUAGCUUCAUGAUGCAGCGAUGGGGGGUUAAGGUGGCUCUUGGGUUGAUGGCGAUGUGCUUGGCUGGAUACAUUUUAGGCCCGCCGUUGUACUGGCACCUCAUUGAAGGAUUUGCGGUGGCGGUAACCCGUUCUUCUUCUCCUUACUCUUCGUCAUGCCCUCCUUGCCAUUGCGACUGCGAUUCUCACCCACUCCUCUCCGUUCCUCGAGGAUUGAGCAAUGCCUCUUUUACAGAAUGUGCAAAACAUGAUCCAGAAGUGGGGGAGGACACGGAAAAGAACCUCGAAGAAUUAUUAUCCGAGGAACUGAAACUGAGAGGCAUUGAAGGUGUGGAUAAUCAGAGACGUGCCGACACAGCACUGCUAGAGGCUAAAAAGCUGACAUCUCAGUAUAUGAAGGAAGCAGACAAGUGCAAUUCCGGAAUGGAGACUUGUGAAGCGGCGAGAGAAAAAGCAGAUGCAUCUUUAGUGGCACAGAAAAGAUUGAGUGCCACAUGGGAAACACGAGCUCGUGAAAUGGGAUGGAAGGACACGUUUGGCAAGUCUCAUUCUCUAUCUCAGGGAGGCUUGGAGACCAUGUGAAGUUUUGUUUUGCAUGCUCUCAUUGGUGUCAAGCCUGACCAUAAAAGGUUGAGUUUGGGAAUUACAAAGAGCAAAUGAUCUCCAAAAGAAGAUAAUAAUUAUCAGACCUUCAAUCUUGGAGCGCGCUUUCUCUGUGUUACUCGCUCUGAUUAUCUGUCAGCAUCUGUUAACCAAUUAAGUAAUUCAUAUAUAAAAAGCUAACAACACAAGGUGCGUGCAAGCCCCCAAGCCGGCUGCCUAAGAUCUACUGAAAGAAUUGUUGCUACCUGCAUAGUUCACGAAUGAGUAGUCAUUGCACCGAUAUACAAAUUAUGUACCUGUGUGUGAGCUUGUUUUAUAAUGACUUUUGAUUGAUUGAUUUUCAUUUACAUUUCUAAAUUUGUAGGGAAUUUUCUUAUUGUAGUUGUGUUGGAAAUUUCGUCAAGGCUCUUUAUAAAUGCUGGUGUGGUAACUUAACUUUUUCGUUUAGUCCUAUCAGCCAAUUGGAAACAUUGAUAAACAUUGAUAAAUAAUACUACGUAUUCUUUCUGUCCAAUUAUCUUCCAAGUCCCAAAAUAUUGAAGUAACUU